Molecule: messenger RNA, 7569 nt
Organism: Centrocercus urophasianus (Greater sage-grouse)
Lineage: Eukaryota; Metazoa; Chordata; Aves; Galliformes; Phasianidae
Gene: SLC2A8
Product: solute carrier family 2 member 8
Exons: 10
Coding region: 182-1630 (482 amino acids)
Biological process (GO): transmembrane transport
Cellular component (GO): membrane
Molecular function (GO): transmembrane transporter activity
Source: RefSeq, a predicted model, not a curated record
CACUACGCCCCGCUGUCUCACUUUAGCCGUUUCCGUCUGAACUGGAGCCGUAAAGCGCUGCGUUACUUCUCUGCGUUCGGCGCCGUGCGCGAGUUGGAGCGUGCCCUUUGGGGUGGCUGCCGCCGGCCGUGCAGAAGCUGCUGAGAUUAUUGGCGCCGAGGCGCCCUCCCGCGGCUGGGACAUGGCGGCAGAGGAGUCUCAGUACCUGCUGGCUCAUCCUACUACGGACGCUUACCUGAGAGUGCAAAACAAGAAGCUGUACCUGGCCACGUUCGCUGCUGUCCUGGGACCGCUUAGCUUUGGCUUCGUGCUAGGCUAUAGCUCACCUGCUAUUCCAGAGCUGAGGAAAAUUGGCAAUCCGAAAUUACGGUUGGACAGCAAUCAGGCAUCAUGGUUUGGGUCUCUAGUGACAUUAGGAGCUGCUGCUGGAGGAAUACUGGGAGGCUACCUUGUGGAUAAAAUUGGAAGAAAGCUGAGUCUGAUGCUGUGUUCAGUACCAUACGUCUGUGGAUAUAUUGUCAUUAUUUCCGCUCAGAACAUAUGGAUGCUUUAUUUUGGACGAAUACUAACUGGCUUAGCCAGUGGAAUUACUUCGCUUGUUGUUCCAGUAUAUAUAUCGGAAAUAUCUCAUACAAAUGUUCGUGGUAUGCUUGGCUCUUUUGUCCAGUUGAUGGUGGUGACUGGCAUACUUGGAGCCUACACUGCAGGAAUGAUACUAAAAUGGCACUGGCUGGCAGUAUUAUGUUCUUUUCCACCAUGCGUAAUGCUUUUGUUUAUGUUGUUCAUGCCUGAAACACCAAGAUUUCUGCUGGAUCAGAAGAAACACACAGAAGCAAUAGCUGCUUUACAGUUUCUGCGAGGACCAUUUGUGGACCAUGAAUGGGAAUGCAGGCAAAUUGAAGCUAAUGUUGAGGAGGAGGGACAAAGCCUCUUUGAAUUUAAGAAUCCUUCAAUCUACAGGCCACUUCUUAUUGGUGUGAUUCUGAUGUUUCUCCAGCAAGUAACAGGCAUUAAUGCAGUUAUGUUUUAUGCAGAAACAAUCUUUGAAGAUGCAAACUUCCAGGACAGCAGAAUCGCUUCUGUUGUUGUGGGUUCCAUACAAGUAUGUUUCACUGCUGUGGCUGCACUUAUCAUAGAUAAAACCGGAAGAAAAGUGCUGCUUUAUGUGUCUGGGAUAAUCAUGGCUCUCAGUACUGCAUUGUUUGGGUUUUACUUUAAAAUGGUCCUUCCAAAUGGGAACAACUCAUCAAAUGCUGAUCUGUUGUUCACUUUCAACUCAGUAUCUCCAGGAACAGAAACUAGACUAUCCUGGCUUGCAGUAGUAAGCUUAGGACUCUUUGUUGCUGGUUUUGCCCUUGGCUGGGGUCCAGUUCCAUGGCUGGUAAUGUCUGAAAUCUUCCCCCUUAAAGCAAGGGGCAUAUCAAGUGGUACCUGUGUGUUAACAAACUGGGCUACGGCCUUUUUGGUGACCAAGGAAUUUCACGAUUUUAUAGGUUUCUUAACAUCCUAUGGGACAUUCUGGCUCUUCUCUGCCUUCUGCUGCCUCAGUGUGAUAUUUGCAGCCUUUUAUGUUCCUGAAACAAAAGGACGGACCCUGGAACAGAUUGAGGCCUACUUCAGAAAAUCUUAAAUCUCAGGCUUUUGCUGAUGUGAAACCUUUACAUCAUUAUUUGUGGUGCUGUUGCUAAAACUAAUUGUGUCACGUGGUAGACAGUCACACAACUUCCUCUACAAUUGUUUUAACUAAUUUUGUAAAAUCUUUUUUUUUUUUUUUUUUUUUCCCCCCCCCCCAUCCAGAAAUCUAUAGGUAUUUGCAUACACUUGAUUAUCACUGUAUACUCGUUGUACUGUAACUUAGUCGUGUAGGUCUUGGACAUGCAAGUUUUUUUUAAUUACUGUUCAUUGGGUUUGUUUGUUUUUCCUGACCUGGUGCAGACGGACAGCAGUGGCUAGGAAAAAAUGUUAAAUGUAUUGUCUACUGUCUUUUUUGCUAAUAGGUAAAUUAAGAUAUAAUUUUAAAAAUAAUGAAAAAAUUUAUUGUCCCCCUUUGCAUUUCCCUACAUAUGUUACAGUGAAGAAAUUUAUGCUACAGUCAGGACUUUAAUUUUGGAUUGCUGUAACUUUUCCUUUACGUGUGUUACUGCUUCUGCAUCUGGGAAACCUGCCAAUAGAAUAAGUCUUGAUCCAAAGUGUAAAUAGACAAGGGCUGGGUGCUAGUGUUAAGAUGGCAUUAUUUCUCCUACAGAGGUCGAGUAUCUAGGACUGCAUUUAAAUCACAGGACAGGUUAUUGCUCUCAGCAGGAUGUAUUUUAGCAUUUCAUUUUCAGAAGGAAAGAACAGAUCGCGUAGACUGAGAAACUAUACCCUUUGCCACAAAAAAAAGAGGGAAUUCUCUUUUAUAGUGUUAACUUGAGGGGUAAAAAUCAACCACUGGAGAAGGUCUGAGUCUUAACAACACCCAGAAACAAACCAAUCCUAGACUGUUCUUGGCAAAGAGGAAUAGAGCUUAUGGCCAAUCUCAUGAGUCUAAGAGUCCUUAAAUGAACAACAGGCUUAAAACAUUUCUAGAGAACUAUAGUAAUCCCUGAACCAAAUUUAGAAAAGCCCUGCAAGUUUGAAAGAAAGAACUGAUGUAAAAUUUAUUACAUAUGAAGAAGUGAAUCACUUCUUCCUCCUCCACAAUAACAAUAAAUCGCACUUAAAACAUUUCCAGCUGUGACAGGAAUGUUUCUAUUUAGAUGCUACAUCUAAAACACAAAGCAUAUGCACUAUCACAUGACAUUAAACACAAUGGUAAUACACUGGCAUUUAAGACAAGUGGUAGUAAAGAGGUUUUGAUCACAGACUCAGCAUCUGUCUUAACACGGCAGUUACUAAAUUACAAAACAGCCCACUAACAUUCAAAGUCUCUGUUAAAACUGACAUUGCACGUUGAUUACACUUUCUUACAAAAACCUUUAGAGACAACAUUUCCAUCCAACCAGUUAAAUAUGUAAUAGAGCUAUAAAUAAAUAAGAGAAAAAUAAUCUCAGUUUUUUCCGUCAGAUCAUUAAUCUAAUAUAAUUUUCACUAGCAAAGAAGUAGUCAGUCAGUUGCAGGUGUGCAACAACAAAGUGAAGCAUCUAGUCAUUAAGCAGACUGGUGAAAUGGCUGUGAUCAACUGUAGUAACAGUAUCCGUACUUUUUAUCCUGUGUGCUUGCUGCAUACUGUCACAGAAGCUCCCUCAUAUUGUUAAUGCAGUGUAUUUAGUUCUCAGAGUAUAACCUGUUUCCCCACAAAAAUCAGGCUAUGCUUGGAUUUCUGAGAAAAGUGCUUUUACAGAAUUAGCAAGCACUGGGCACAUGACAUCAAAGUUGUUAAUAAUGACACUAUUCAGUAUGACACACACAUGUAUAUACACAUGUUAAAACAUCCAAACUGAAAAGACUAUGUCUCGAACGCAGACUAAGCCAAAAGCUCUGGGGAAGCUCUUGCAUCUGCAAAUGCAAGUCAUAAAUGCACAUUUUUAGAAAGGCCUGCAGGAGUUUGUGGCUUAUCUAAAGACACCUACAACAACAGAGAGGAAAGGGCAGGCACAGCAACCUUAGGUGUACAUAACAGUGCUAUGCUUCUUGUGGGUGCAAUCUAACCUGUUAUUUGCCUUACUAAGAACUGUUUUAACGUUUAUUCAGUUGACCAUCUAAAAAUACUUUGAAUCAAGAAAUACUUUGAAAUUUGAAUCUAUCAGUCAAUCACAAAUGCUUGCAUACUUGCAUAUGUAUAGAAAGUCACAUGAAAGCAGACAGCAGAAUUGCGACUCAUUCUGGGUGCCAGCUGACAUCCAGUCAUGCAUUUCAAAAACAAACGUAACAAACAAACAACCAACACAAAAAAGCCAGAACAAAUUAAAAAAAAAUAGCUCCAAACUAGGAAACAAUUGUAACCAGGACAGGUCAACCUGUCAUUUGCAAACCAAGCAACUGAAGCUAUUAAUCAUAUUUGUUCAUUCAAUCUAGAAUCUAUCUUUUACCAUCUUGGGAGCACUUAGCCCUUCCUCAUCGUACACUUCAGUCUUUCUCUCUCCUCAGAAGGAAACAUUUCAUUACUUUCCAUUUCUGAGACUAGAAAGAAAGGACAGUUAGUCUGGAUCCCAAGUAGGUUUAAUCUCUGUUCUGGAGUUCCUAAAUGCCAAGCUGUAAAGACCUUGGGAAGGACUCAUCAAGCUUCAGCCUUAAGAGCCACAUAUUAUGCAUGUGGGAAGGAAUAAACUAAUGUGUCCCAGGGCUCUUGAGUCCUAUUCAAAGUUGUGAUGGUUCACAGGCAUGUUAUAAAGUAAAUGUAAUAAAAGGAUGAUGAGUUGUUGAAAAUGCUGCUUAUUCAUUCUUGAACUGAAUCAAAAUUCAAUAACAUGAUACUGAACAAGCUGCUCUAGUUUAUGUAGUUUUGAAUGGAGAUAUGUGGGGGUGAGUUUUGGGCUAGAUGAUCUCCUCUGGUCUCUUCCAACUUUAUCCAUCCUGUGAUUGUAUAUGUAUCACUGAUGCUAUUGAGAAGGCACAAGUCCAUUCUAAGUUAGCUGUCUGUUCAGUCCUGCUUCUUGAACCAGAGUAAACUAAAUUCCUGUAAUUUAGUCAGACUAAGGUACUGUGCAGAAAUGAUGAUAAUUCCAUUAUCCAGGAGAAGUUAAAAGCCCUCCUCCUCCAACAAAUCCAGCAAACUAGGACACUAAACACUUCUAGCAGCGCCUUAUCUGUGUUAAGAGUCCAGAAUUGACUUUUAGUUUAACUUAGCUUGAUAGCAAGCAUUCAAGCUGGUAACAGCUCAUCCUUCACAGAAAGACUUUUCCACACUUCUACUGGAUGUGGUGGUAGCAAGCUUAUUUUCCAGUGUUCUCCAUUAGAUGAAGCUACUACCCAUCCUUGCUGCAGUUCCAAAUAUUUUCUCUCAAAUAUAUGUUGGUCAGCCAACACCAAGAACACCGGUAAAUGGCAGUUUUAACACAAGAUGUGAAAAUCAGAAAGGCUGUACUUGAGAUAGAAAGGGCUAUGCUUUUUGUGCCCAAGGCUACUUUCCAAGCUAAUUGAAUAGAAGCAUGCACAUUGCAGACAGGAGAGGAAAUAACAUGGCUUCAAGGGACUGGAGUGAACAACAGCAUAGCAGUCCAUCCAAGUAGCCUUCCAGGAAGCCAUUUCAUUUUCCCUGGUCACUUGACAUUGGUCUGAAGAAGAGAUUACACAGAUGUAUUAAAACUUUGUCCUAUUUUGAGACUGCUAGUUCUGAGGACAACAUUUCAUCACACAAAGAUGCACAUAGUAUGUGAGAGUCUGAUGACAGUUUUAAGCCAACAGAAACCACAUCCUUGUACAGUGGCUAUUUGUCAGUUGUCCUAGCAGCUUCACAUUUUGUGUUAUUUUGUCUUUUAGGUAAGACAAAUGUCAUAAAGAAUUUCACAGUUUGGUUCUUGUGGCUUGCAUCAAACAAAAUCCAAGCAAAACUACCACAUUCCCUGUCUUCUACCCACGCUCCAGGAUAUUCUCUGACAGUAAGUAGGUAAUAAAUGACAUGAAUGUGACCAUAAAGCCUUAGUUACCACAUCUAGGAGUAAUAUUAAAAAUCAGCAUUGCCUGACCUCUUCAUCUCCUUUUACUAGGUCUAAUAUUAUUCUUGCAUGCCUAUAUGGCAUACUGAUUAAUUACAGAAGGAAAAAUGUUAUUGUUAAGGCACUACAUACAUUAGGAAUGGAGACAGGUAAUUUUUCCACUGUUCAGAUCUUGCCUGUCCUACGUGAGUAUUAAUUCUUUUAGGUCUGGUAGUUUCCAAUGUGACUAACAUAACAGUUGACCCAUUAAGUCAAGCUAUAUCAUAAAAUUCAGCUGGUGGGUCAGAAGAGGCAGGGUUAAGACAAGUGAGUUGACACAGCAACUAUGUUGCCAUCUUCAAACUAUUCCAAUGUUUUGUUCCAGAUAAAUACCAUGAAGCUAGUCUUCAUUUUUUUGUCUCACAUAAAAUGUAAAUGCUGUAUUCCUUACAAUCCUUUUGUCACUUUUAGUAUUGGUUAGAUGUCAUCAAUGUUGCUAUUACGGGUAGAACUACAAAGCUUCUCUCUGUUGGCAGUGUUGUGGUUCUGCUUAAACAAAGUAAUUCUUGCCUUAUACCCCAUCUACGUAUUGUCACAUAUUGGUUUGACACAAAUACCAAUCUUUUAUCAUUCUGCCUACCACCAUAGGCAGGGGUCAGGUACUGUCAGACUUUCUCUAUUCUUCUACAGUGCUCCAUCUAUAAGGGUCUUUCCAUGUCUUUUAACACGUUUGUUCAGGUUCUUCACUUAUGUUAAAUUAUGCUAGAAUAACAGAAGUGAACUUCUGCAGUACAUUUACGAUGUGAUAUUCCAAAAUCACUAAGCAAAUUUUCCAGUUGAAAUAUUAUUUUAAAUCAAGCCUGAGUUUUGCAGCAAAACAAACUGGUACAGACUUCAAAAACACCCACACAAAAGAAAUUAAGUACUACGCUCUGAAAUUUGUGUACUGAAAACAGCAAUGCUUCUGCUUUCUAAAAAUAUCUAAGUGCCAACAGUGCUUCCUAAAGUGGAUUCAUUAAGUCCACGAAAGUGUUCACAACUUCCAGCAGGAUAAGGACCAUAUGAUACUUCCAGACCAAUUCUUCUCAAAUCUCAACUGACAAGACAGAUAGGUUGGGAUAAAUGACUAUGGCCUCUGAAAACAUUCUGAACAGAAUUACAAGCUCCUGCAAAGACUUUAAGGUGGCACUUCCUUUCAGAAGUUUAUUAAGGCUCACCCCACACAUCCAUGGUUGCCCAAAGAAUAAUAAAAAAAAAAAAAAAAAAAAAAAGCAGUCACUGGUUAAUACUGCUUCUGCUCCUGAACAAAGUACUGCUUAAAUUAUUGCUUCUUUUCUUGCUCAAGAAAAAGAAGUUAUUCUUUUAAGUUAUGGCCUUGCAUAUUUUCUUAGGUGGAGAUAUUAAUCUAUCAUAAUACAAUAAACAGGGCAUGAAAAAUUUUCCAAAAAGUUUCACAUUCAGACAGGCAGAAGCAAAAGGCAGAAAUCAUCACAUGGUCAUGCUUACAUAUACUACAUAUUAAAAAAAAAUAAAAAAAUCAAGGAUACAGAACUAUGUCUACAUAAGCAGCAAGAAAUACCUGCUAAUAAAGCCCACAUCUUUCUAUAUAAAAAGCCUGGAAGCAUCACAUUUUCAUGAAAGACAGCAAACUCUUUCAAAAUAUUGUUUAAAAUUGACUUUUUGGCAUAGACAGAAGGGUUAAAAAAAAUAAUCAAGCUUAAUGAUGAAAUUUUGUCCUUUAACAAGACAAAAGAUUUUCUAAGGCUAUUUCAUCAUAGAAAACUAGCUUCCUAGCAGUAAAAUUUUAGUCUGGUCCACUUAGAAAAAUGUUUAUCUGAAGCAGUGACUUCUAUUGUUGAUACAAGAGCAAACAACAAAUUUUGACGCCUGCACAGGAAUCUUUCCAUAACCAGAAUUAGGGGGUGGCUUCCGCCUGUAAUGAGGAAAUCUCAAGGUGCAUUACAGAAAAGUUGUUCCACUAGAUGGAGAAAUAUAGUUUAAUUUUGACUUUAAA